Messenger RNA from Drosophila erecta, 609 nucleotides. RefSeq lists its product as uncharacterized. The record is from RefSeq and is a predicted model, not a curated record. The transcript has 2 exons. NCBI's taxonomy places the organism in Eukaryota, Metazoa, Arthropoda, Insecta, Diptera, Drosophilidae. The coding region runs from base 59 to 520 and encodes 153 amino acids.
AUCUCUCCAAAUUUGAUAUAUCUUUCAGUCACCGAUCGUUCUCGCUGGAACUCGCAUCAUGACCGCCGACGAACCGCAGAUUGUGGCCAUUAGUGUCAGCCACAAGCCACAAGUGGGAUACUUGAAGGAGGAGCCCACCUGGAUUCACUGUCCUUCGUGUGAGAAGUCUGGAACCAGUGUGUUGCAACUGGAGUUGGUCACUUGCCUGCAGAGAUUUCUGGGAUUCACCAAACUUUGUAAGAAGUGGUCUGGGCGCCAGGACAUCAAUCACUAUUGUUCGCACUGCGGCUGCUUCAUUGGAAGAUUUGUGCCCAUCAGUUGCAUGGAACGGUGCAUUUCGAGAUCAGCUCGUAAACAGGCGGCAGUGGAUGAGAUGACCCUGAAGACACGACCCAAGGAUUGCGCUGAACGGGCUCAGAAAUCCAGGGAGAAAGUUCUGGCCAGCAGAGAAAAGAAAAGAGCCGAGAAAGCAGCCAAGGAUCUGGAAAAAUCCCAAACGCAAAUAGCAGUACAUCAAUAGUCAAGUCAUCAAGUGCUUCUGGCUUUAAAAACUCACAACAUCGAAUAAAAACAUCUUUUUUCGUGUUUAGAACAGUAAAAAAAAUAUAA